This is a messenger RNA of Camelina sativa (false flax), 1088 nucleotides long. RefSeq names its product ADP-ribosylation factor 1-like. Lineage: Eukaryota; Viridiplantae; Streptophyta; Magnoliopsida; Brassicales; Brassicaceae. Gene Ontology annotation, molecular function: GTP binding; GTPase activity. The record is from RefSeq and is a predicted model, not a curated record.
CUUUUGUAAAGUAUCUCUACCUUUUACUUAUAUCAAUACUUAAGAGCUUUUUACUGACCGGAAUUGGUAUCUGGUCGAACAUAACAAGAUUGUUAUAACAAAUAAUACUCUACUAAUUGCAUAAACAAUAUGAAGGACAACUAAUGAUGUUCAAAGUCAACUGGUUGACUUUUAUUAUGAUUGAUUCUUAGACGGACUACGCACACAACUCUUAACUCUUAAGCUUUCACCCAUUUGACUUUGAAACUCUCUCUUAAGGCCUCUCCCUGUGAUUUCCAAAGCCAAUCAAAGUCAACUUCGUUGCCACUUUCCGGUUUUUUUUUUUCCAAGAGAAAUGGGGAUGACUCUAGGAAAGCCAUUUUCAGGUUUUUUCCAACAAAUCGAACCGAGAAUAGUGUUGUUUGGUCUUGACGGUACCGGAAAGUCAUCAAUAGUGCACAAACUCAAAACCGGAGAAACCCUUACCACAAACAUUCGAACAAUUGGAUUAGAGGUGGAAAGCAUAAAAUACAGAGACUCAACCUUAAGCUUUUGGGAAGAGGGUGGCCAACUGCGUUACAAGAUGAUUCCAUUAUGGAAACAUUGCAUCCAAGAAGUAGCAGGACUUGUGUUUGUAGUCGAUAGCACAGACAGAGAUCGAAUCGAAGAGGCAAAAUAUUUUCUUAACAUGGUGAUUGAUGAGAUACAAGGGAAUGUGCCGGACAGUGUGGCUGUUCUUGUAUAUGGAAACAAGCAUGACGUUCCUGGUGCUAUGUCUGCUUCAGAGAUCACAAACAAGCUUGAUCUUGCUUCUCUUCGUAACAAAAACUGGCAGAGAAACUGGCAUACACAGAGCUCAUGUGCACUCUCUGGUGAAGGUUUACAUGAAGGACUCGACUGGCUCUUGAAAAAUGCUGGAAGAAUGUAAGUUUUGUUAUUGCGGAAUCGCUGUACCGAAUAUAGCCAUCUUCUGUUUCAAGUUAUUAACCUUGUCGUGCUGAUUCGCAAGCUCCAUCAACAACUUGAUCCUUUUAAAGGAAACAUUACUCGGUCUAUGACCUUUCUCAACCAUCUCAAGCAAACACUUCUCAGCUUCUUCGACUUUAGCC